This is a messenger RNA of Lytechinus variegatus (green sea urchin), 1950 nucleotides long. RefSeq lists its product as uncharacterized. The record is from RefSeq and is a predicted model, not a curated record. Gene Ontology annotation, molecular function: netrin receptor activity. Bases 57 to 1946 code for a protein of 629 amino acids. Gene Ontology annotation, biological process: netrin-activated signaling pathway. NCBI's taxonomy places the organism in Eukaryota, Metazoa, Echinodermata, Echinoidea, Temnopleuroida, Toxopneustidae. Gene Ontology annotation, cellular component: membrane. The transcript is spliced from 9 exons.
UUUAGGGCACAAGUGGUGAGUUUUCAAUGGUUAUUAUAAGGUAAGCUUUUUAUUUAAUGCAACAAAAACCGUCUGGCUAUAAAUCAUAUCAUGCAGAUGAUGAGAAUAGUAAUGAUGUCACUUCUCUUGACCCGGAUGUGAAUUCUGACCCAUCACCUCAAGAACCAGAAGAGGAUGAAGAUGAAGAGAAUGAAGACUGGGAGAUCAUCGAAUACUCAGAGUCAGACAAAGAUGAAACUGUUGUCGACAUCGACGGGUAUGGAGGUUCACCUAGUAAUUCAGAACUGUGUACAGUCGUUCGUCGGGUGGCGAAUGUCACGUUGGCCUUAGAACUGGCCAAAGCUCUUCGUUUGGACGUUAGUGACAUCAUAGUUCUCAUUGCUCCUCGCAACCCUGCAUUAAUGGAGAGACUGGCAUGGAAACUCCUUCAUCGAUGGUGUAGACGUCUAGGAAGACAGGAGAAGGAAGAGAAGGUGUCUGCGCUUCUUCAAGGAUACUACAUUGAAGACACUCAAACAGGUAUUGGUGAAAUCUCUGCCAAAAUUCGUACAACUCCAGACCUCAUCGACCUCUCUCAAAGGUUGGAUCUGUCAGCUUCUGAAAUUCUUCAGGUAUUGGCUUCAUCUUUGACCUUUGAAACUGCCUCGAUACGUCGGGUGGUACUACAAAUGCUUCAGAAAUGGGUCAAACAAGGAGGAACAAGGCUGAGGUUGCUUGAAAUGGUUCAAGCUUUUAAUUUCAACAAUGCUGCAGAACACAUAGCCCGAGCAAUACCAAGCCACCCAGGUUUCUUGGACACUUUCACACAUGGCAUCAUUGAUCAUGAUGGUGGAGACCUGAAUCUAGACGAACCUGAUAUCCGGGUAUCUAUUCCUUCAGGAGCGAUCCCCAAAGGAAUGAAAUCACUUGUUACUCUCACUAUCUUACAAGGAAGUUCAUCAAAGUUUCUCCUGGAUCCUGGCGAAGUUCUUAUAACACCGACCAUCCGAUGUUCCUUCGACCAUGAUCUUCUCAAACCUGCCACUAUAGCGAUUCCACACUACAUUGCUCCAAAUCGACACCAGCAGAAGAAGCAAGACUUGUGUGUGAAGCUGUAUAGCAAAAUAGGACCAGGAGAAUAUGGGUACAAGACUUUGCUUCCUGAAUCGACAAGAGAUUUUGAGAUCUCAGAAGACAGGAUUGCCUUCUCAACACGUCAUCUUCAAUACUUCGCUUUGUCUUCAAACGACAUCCAUGGGGUUCAAUUCAUUUGUGAAGUAUCACAUCCUCUUUUCACUAGCAACUCCUCACACCCCACUCUGCGAAUCUGUAUAGCCCAUCCUUGCAAUACAGACUCUACAGGUGUAAGAGGACAGACAUACACCUUAUCGGAACCAGUCUACCAAACCGCGGCUGCAAUCAAAUUCAAUCUGAAAUCUGCUGAUUAUGACAUCAAGAUUUCGUGUCUUACUGGCCCGGAGAGAAUUCGAGAAACUGUUCAUGUGCGUUCCUUACUAUCUGGACGUUGUAAUACUGUGGACAUCAAUCUACCGCCCUCAACCGAUGAUAAGCGUGUUCUCGUUUGCAUUGAGCAAGGCCCGGCCACACUUGCAGAACAAGAAAUUAAUAUCUGUAAAGAAGUGGAACCUGACUACGAAAAAAUACAAAGAAGAGGCCGAUUAAGGUACGUUUCGAAUAGCAUGGUAGAGGUAUUGAUUGAUUUAGUCUGUGGAAUAAAAGAAGCAAGUGAGCUUGGCUACCAGCUCGGUUUCUCCUACUCAUCAAUGGAGAAAUACCUCGUCAGAGCAGACUCCUCGGCCAGAAAUGUCUCAAGGUCAGGUCUUAGAGAUAUGCUUCAAGACUGGAGAAAGUGUGUCCGACCUAGUGAACAGGUUCAAAAACUUCAACUUGCUUUAGAAGCCGUUGGGUUAAGUCAUGAAGCUGAAACCAUAUUUCAUGACCCUUAAAUUA